AUGAGUACAGUAUUUGCUGAGUUCAAAGAAGCUCAGCAGACAGGCAUUGGUUCUGCACUGGCCGCUACAAUCACUCCUGUUGCCCCUCCAAAGGACCCAGAUAGGCUGCGAAAUUUGUAUUAUUUCACAAAUGCUGCCAAUGUUCAGGUGGAUAUCAGAUAUGCUCUCCUUCAAGACCGAUCAACGGGGAUCAAACUUCCGAAGCAGGAAGGCAAUGUGUGGGUAGAAAUUUUCGUGGCAUACUGGAAAGCUGUGGCCGAAAUAGUCGAAAUUGAAGAGUCGCCUCAGACGGGGAGUUGGGCCAAGGUCUUCAACGCUUGGAAGCAGGUUGCCAAUCUUCUCAUACGCGGGUACACCAAUGGAGGAUUCCAGGCGUGGACGCUGCCUUGUCUAUAUAUCGUUGGGAGAUAUCUUCGAAUAUUUGCGGUGGAAGCGGAUGCCAGCACGUCUCAGGAUUCAGAUGCUUAUAAUAAUAGCUUCCAAGACGACGUGGUAUCCGAUCCCAGUAAGAAUGCCAAACUGGAGGAGUCAUCUCAAAUCAUUAACCGAAUGUUCACGUUGUGUCUCCACGAUAGGGCACCUAUUGAAGAGUCUCGUAAAUGGGGCGUGUAUAACACUGUGAACCUUUCUUUCAAAACAUAUUUUAAGCUCGGGGCCGUAUCAUCCUACGAGAACUACGCAGAGGCUGAAGAGCAUUUGACGUACGCGUGGAAAAUGUGCCAUCCCGACGCCAAGAAAAAUAAAGAACUAAUUCUUACCUACCUUAUUCCCUGCCACAUCGUAACAACCCACACACUGCCGACACGUCGACUCCUUGCCCCCUAUCCUCUUCUUGAGAAGCUCUACAGUCCCUUGAGCAAGUGCAUCAAGAAAGGCGACCUUACGGGCUUCGACACGGCGAUGGCUGCCGGUGAGAAUGAAUUUGUCAAGAGACGUAUAUAUCUACCGCUCGAACGGGGACGAGACAUCGCUCUCCGAAAUCUUUUCCGGAAGGUGUUUUUGGCUGGAGGAUACGAUCCACCCGUGAACGGACAACCACCUAUCCGGCGUACGCGAAUCCCUGUUGCGGAAUUCGCUGCUGCAAUUAGGCUAGGCAACAAGGUGGAUGAAAAGGUUCCGCUUGACAUGGAUGAAGUUGAAUGCUUUCUAGCAAAUCUCAUUUACAAAAACUUGAUGAAAGGAUACAUUUCUCGGGAAAGAGGUAUUGUGGUGCUAAGCAAAGGCGGCACCGCGUUCCCCGGAACCGGGGUCUAA
Molecule: messenger RNA, 1254 nt
Organism: Blastomyces dermatitidis ER-3
Lineage: Eukaryota; Fungi; Ascomycota; Eurotiomycetes; Onygenales; Ajellomycetaceae
Product: protein CSN12
Exons: 7
Coding region: 1-1254 (417 amino acids)
Biological process (GO): poly(A)+ mRNA export from nucleus; transcription elongation by RNA polymerase II; post-transcriptional tethering of RNA polymerase II gene DNA at nuclear periphery
Cellular component (GO): transcription export complex 2
Molecular function (GO): RNA binding; double-stranded DNA binding
Source: RefSeq, a predicted model, not a curated record